CGGUUUAGGGUUUUGAAGUGAAAAGCAUUUUGUUCCUUUGAGAGAGAUAUAAAUACCAAGCCUAGGAACUUUCAUUUUCCAUUUUCUCACUCUCGCCAACAUACUCACCGCCGCUUCUCUCUCCGUCACUCCGUCUUCCUCUCUGCCAUGUCUCCGCCGUCUAUUUACGGUGACUCUCCGUCUUCGAUCUCUCAUGCGCAGGCCUUCGAAGCUAUGUCACUGGAACAAUUGGAAACUGGUGAUGAGGUAGAUCAAUUUGAUUCGCGGUUUCUACCUAUAUGUGCUUCUAUGAUCCUUUCAAAUGAUUUUCCCUUUGAGUUUUUUGAGCGCGAGGGGAUGAGGAACUUCAUGAAGGUCUUAAAUCCAAAUAUUGUUUUGCCUCCUGUAGAUGUUAUUGAGGCUUAUGUCUCUGAUUUAUACAUGAAAGAGAAACUGAAGCUUAAACAAGAAUUGGCUACCAUUCCUAAUAGGAUAUCUUUAACUUUUGAUUUGUGGGAAUCUAACACUGCUGAGACUUAUAUCUGUUUGACUGCGCAUUUUGUUGACGCGGAUUGGAAGUUAAAUAGUAAGGUUCUCAACUUCUGUGUUGUUUUACCCACUGUAGCCGAGAUGUGUGAGAGAAUGGUUGAGUUUUUGAGUGAUUGGGGAAUAGAGAAAAAGAUUUUCUCUCUCAAUUUAGAGGACUCAUUUAAGGACAACAUUUUGCAAGAACAGUUGAAAUCUCAUCUUGGUUUGGAAAAUGGUUUGUUAUGUGAUGGAGAGUUCUUUCACAGGCAUUGUUCUGCACGCGUUUUAAAACUGAUUGUUGAAGAGGGGUUAAAACUAGUUAGUGGUGACGUGUCUAAAAUUAGAGAGAGCAUCUUGUUUGUGAGGGAUUCAAAGAGUAGAAGGAAAAAAUUUAAGGAGUGCGUUGAAAAGGUUGGUGGUAUUGACAGUUCAGUUCGCUUGCAUAUGGACAUGUCUAUGACUGUGAACUCAACUUAUUUGAUGCUCGAUAGUGCUCUUAAAUAUCAACAUGUGUUUGAAAGUUUUCACUUGUAUGAUGGUGAUUAUGUCUCGUGUCCUUCUGCAAAAGAGUGGAAAAGAUUUGUGCAUUCAUGUUGCCUUUUCGUGAAACUGCCAACAUGAUCAAUGGUGCAACACAUCCCACUUCCAACUUGUAUUUUUUGCAAGUUUGGAAAGUCCAAUGUGUUCUUGUUGAUAGUUUGGGAGAUGAAGAUGAAGUUAUAGCGAGAAUGGCUAAAAGGAUGAUGGGCAAGUUUAAGAAAUAUUGGGAUGAGCAUAGUGUUGUUCUUGCAAUGGACCCACGGAUGAAAUUCUCAAGGUUGGCUGAUUGUUACUCAAAACUCGAUCCAUCAACUUGUGAACGGAAGUUGCAAAAAGUAAAGACAAAGUUGUACAUGCUAUUUGACAAGUAUUCUAGCAAAAGUACUUCUUCUGGUAUGCAAACAACUGUUCAGGGCCAAUCUUCUACCAUGCCAUUGCAAAAGAACUCUGAGUCUUUAUCUCAUGGCCUAUUUGAUGAAUUGAAAAUGAAACAUCAACAGCUUGUUACCGAAACUGAAAAGUCUCAACUUGAUGUUUACUUAGAUGAGUCAGAUUUGGGUUUUCUUUGUAAUGAAGAUAUGGAUGUAUUACAAUGGUGGAAGAGUAAUAAUGAUCGAUAUCCAGAUCUAUCAAUACUGGCUUGUGACUUGUUAAGUGUUCCCAUUACCACUGUGGCUUCUGAUUUUGAAUUUUGCAUGGGCUCACGCGUGUUUAACAAGUAUAAAGAUCGUAUGUUGCCGAUGGAUGUGGAAACUAGAAUUUGUGCUCGCAGUUGGCUGUACAAUUUCGUUAGUGAUGAUGGAAAAGACGAUGAAGACGACUUUGAAGAAAUAAUGAAUGAAAUUGAUGGUGAUGUUGGUGACAAUGAUGGAGAAGAAGAUGAUGAAUGAAGAUGACGACGACGACGAUGAUGAUUUAUUUGCUUCUAUUUAUUUAACUUUGGCUUUAUGGUUCAAAAAAUUAAAACUAUAUACGGUUGUUAGGUUAUGUUUUUUAGACUUGUGGGUGAACUUAAUUUUAAACGCUUUUAAUUGUAGACUUGUUUUUAACUUGUAAUAUGUGAAUGUGGAUUUGUUUGCUUUCUAAUGUUUAAUGCUGGAUGAAGUUAGUCUGUAGUUCCAUGAGAACAGAAAGAAGACUAUGAUCAAAUAGUAAUUGUUUUUGUUCUUGUAAAUUGUUCUA
Messenger RNA from Medicago truncatula (barrel medic), 2229 nucleotides. Its product is annotated as zinc finger BED domain-containing protein RICESLEEPER 1. The record is from RefSeq and is a predicted model, not a curated record. Lineage: Eukaryota; Viridiplantae; Streptophyta; Magnoliopsida; Fabales; Fabaceae. The coding region runs from base 1098 to 1937 and encodes 279 amino acids. Gene Ontology annotation, molecular function: protein dimerization activity; DNA binding. The transcript is spliced from 4 exons.